Messenger RNA from Manihot esculenta (cassava), 852 nucleotides. RefSeq names its product ferredoxin. Gene Ontology annotation, molecular function: 2 iron, 2 sulfur cluster binding; electron transfer activity. The coding region runs from base 56 to 505 and encodes 149 amino acids. The transcript has a single exon. Gene Ontology annotation, biological process: electron transport chain. Gene Ontology annotation, cellular component: chloroplast. Lineage: Eukaryota; Viridiplantae; Streptophyta; Magnoliopsida; Malpighiales; Euphorbiaceae. The record is from RefSeq and is a predicted model, not a curated record.
AAUAGCCGAGAUACACUAUAAUCCUCCAAGAAAGAAACUCUCAUCUCUUACGACAAUGGCAUCCACAGCCAACCUCUCCAGCGCCAUGUUCAGCACCUCCUUCACCGUCCGAGAGCCGGUCACUAGCCUACGGGAUCUUCCUAAUAUUGGAAAGGCUCUUUUCGGCUUGAAAUCCAACCGUGGAGGACGGUUUAAGGCAAUGGCAUUGUACAAAGUGACUGCCAUCACUCCAGAUUGCAAUAUUCAAAUCGAUUGUCCUGAUUAUACCAUUAUUCUUGACGCUUUGGAGAAGGCUGGUCAUGACCUGCCAUGCUCAUGCAGGGCUGGUGAUUGCUCUGCUUGUGUUGCGAAACUUGUAGAAGGAACUGUGGAUCAGUCUGAGGGGUGCUUCCUUGACGAGGAUCAGAUUGCAGCUGGUUGGGUUCUCACUUGUGUUGCUUAUCCUCGGUCUGAUGUUGUCAUUAUGACACACAAGGAGGAGGAGAUGACUAAUGAUGAGGAUUAAUUAUUGAAGCCUGGUCGGAGUCUUCUUUACUUUGUUUUUGUAAUAAGUCUCUGUUGGUUUGUGGGGUUGGCUUAGCUUGUUCUUCAGAACAAGACUGUCAUGUUUUGUUGUUAAUGGAGUUUUGUUGAAGUUUGUCGUCACAAUCGGAUCAAACUCUCAUCAGCUUAGUAAAGUUUUAUUAUCAAUGGAGUAUUACUAUGUUCUAUGCCAUGGUGAUGGAUUUCGUAAUUUGGGCUUUCAUUUCCUCCCCCUCUAGCACUGCUUGGCACAGUUGUUGGAAGGGAAUGGAGUGGCGCUGCAAAGAGAAAUUAUACAAUGAAGUUUUUAUCACCUGUCUUUAUUUUCAA